Messenger RNA from Megalobrama amblycephala (Wuchang bream), 2627 nucleotides. It is a transcript of the gene cdhr5-rs, whose product is annotated as cadherin-related family member 5, related sequence. Gene Ontology annotation, molecular function: calcium ion binding; cadherin binding. The coding region runs from base 652 to 2289 and encodes 545 amino acids. The transcript is spliced from 15 exons. The record is from RefSeq and is a predicted model, not a curated record. Gene Ontology annotation, biological process: multicellular organism development; cell morphogenesis; homophilic cell-cell adhesion. Gene Ontology annotation, cellular component: adherens junction; catenin complex; membrane. Lineage: Eukaryota; Metazoa; Chordata; Actinopteri; Cypriniformes; Xenocyprididae.
AAAAUAGGAGACAAGGGUAAAAUUGGUCAGGUAAUAUAUGACCUAGAGAAAUUUUCAUGAGAUUCACCCACCCACCAGCUCUACAGCACUUGGGACAGGCCUUGUGACCCAUUUGACCCCAUAUAUUGAAACUGACAGCAAACAUGCAGGCCAAUGAGUUGUCAAGCUGAAUUCUUCAUCAUAUAGCAGCAUAUGUUACGUGUGUUACGACAAACUAGCAGCGUUUGCACACCUUGGACUUCAUUAGCAUUGGCGCCCAAGCUAAUGUUCUCAGUUUAACCUCCCUCUCAGCAACCAGAGUUAUCCUGUCCUGGAAAUGCUGUCUAAGCCCUCACUCUGCUGUGUGUGAGAGCUCUUAAUUCCCUCCAGCUAAACACAUUGUGAUCCCUCUCUCUCUCUCUCUUUCACUCACUCACUCUAUGAGCAGCCCUGAGUUAACUAGUCAGAGAAAUCUGUUGUGUUUUGCACUGUGGCUACCUGCUGUUCCCUGUGGCGCAGGUUUCAGCCCCCCGCCUGGGACAGACAUGUGGCGAAGAACAGGAGCAGCCACUGCAGGAAGUGACAGCAGGAUCCCCUGAGCUCAAAAACAAAGGAUAACCACCACAGAGCAACGCUGGGACAAGGAGACGUAAGCCCAGGGGAAUAUCAACCAUGUUGACGCCAUGGAGAUUGUUCCUCUGCCAGAUGGCACUGAACAUAUUCUAUCACAUUGCAAAAGCCAGUUUAUGCCUGGGUGGUCAAGAUAUAUUCGCCACGGUCAGAGAGAACAGUCCCACCGGAGAGUUCAUAGCCAACCUCAGUAUCAAGGGAGACCCUGGAGCCAGUAGCAUCCGUCUGUGUCUCACAGGAGAAAACGCUGACUGGUUUUACCUUGAAGGCCGAACAAUCCGACUCAACUCGUCGUUUUCAAGGACUUUGGAUCGAGAGGUGCUGGGAUCAGUCCUGAUAGCUGCUUUGACAUGUUAUGAAGAUGAAAUAAUAAGGAGUCGAUAUCGAGUCAUGGUGGAGAUAUUGAAUGAAAACGACAACAUGCCACAUUUCCUUGAAGACACCAUUCAACCACGAUAUAUAAGUGAGCUGCUGACUGUAAACUCAAUGGUGUUCACAGUGAAAGCCAGAGACGGCGAUGGAGACACGAUCACUUAUAUGAUUGACAAAUCUACAGCUGAUGCCAGCUAUUUUAGGAUCGAUCUGCCCAACAGCGGGAUGGUGAUCCUGGAUAAACCUUUGGACUAUGAGACUAAAACCCAGCUGCAGGUGGUCAUAGUUGCUGUGGAAAUGACCACAAGAGAAAAGUACAGCACAACAGCUACGGUCACCGUGAAUGUUCUAGACGGUGAUGACCAGUAUCCACAGUUUCAGCCGUGCGCACCUGUUUAUGAAGAUGGAGAUCAUAAUAUCUGCACCAACCCUGUGUACAGUGUCAACAUCACAGAGACAGAUGAGGAUGCUGUGCUUUAUUUUUCUCCGGGUCCCAUUCAUGCUGAAGAUGGAGAUAAAGACAUACUGACCCCUCUGGUCUACAGUAUUCUGUCAGGUGAUGAUAGUGGCAGAUUUACAAUUGACUCGAAAACAGGAGAGAUCUCUCUCAGACAACGUGUGGAAAACAGACUCCUCACCCCUUCAUUCAGGCUUCGCAUAAUGGCUGCGCAGGUGAACGACCCAAAGAAAUAUUCGGUGGCAACAGCACUGGUGCAUGUGGUGUCGGAGAACCUGUUUCCUCCAUUCUUCAACAAGACCGUCUACAAAGGGUUCCUCAUUGAGAGCUCCAGCCCUGCUACUCUGGUCACUACUUAUGGGAACCAAGUCCUGGUGGUCCAGGCCUUCGACAGGGACUUCAAAGAUGGAAUAAACCCAAAAAUCCGUUACACAAUGCAACCCUUGACGGGUAGCAGUAAACUGUAUCACAUUACCCAGGAUGGCAUUGUGAUUGCAAAGACGGACCAGCUCAGAGCGUUCGACCGACAUAUCCUAGAGGUGAUUGCAACAGAUGAAGAGUCAGGUGAAGCUGCACACGCUUCAGUGGACAUUGAAGUUCUACAGAAAGGAAUUCCAGUUCCUAGAAGUCCAUUUGGAGAAGAACGGCUGUUUGGAGAUAUGGACGCAGGGAUGGCCGGUGGCAUUGCUGCCCUUGUUCUUAUAGUGGCUGUGACAGUACUGUUUAUUUGCCUCUGGCUGGCCAAGAGACGAAGAGAAAGACGGGAUCCAGCAGACAGGGGCGCGGUAGCCCUAGGGAAGCAUCCAAAUGUGGAGGCAUCAUCACCCAUCUCUCCUCGCUCUGUUUUGUAGAACUUAAACAACACAAUCAUAAGACCAUCAUGAGGGACUGAAUCACAACUCUAUUGAAGAACCUGUUUUGUGAUGUUUUGGCUUUGUUUGGAAGGAUACAGUGGCAUACAGUCCCAUGGCAGCUCAUAUGUUGUCCGUCUUUUAAAGGAACUUUUGGAACUCAGUUAAUUUCAACUUGAAUUAGAUAUGUAAUUUUUAAAGCAUGUCCUUCAUUUCAAAUGUCACUAUAUGUACACCUUUCAAAAGUUUAAGGUUGGUAAGAUUUUUUUUUAUGUUUUUGAAGUGUCUAAUGCUCACCAAGGCUGCAUUUAUUUGAUCAAAAACAGUAAAAAUGAAAU